This is a messenger RNA of Aricia agestis (brown argus), 1897 nucleotides long. It is a transcript of the gene ND-51, whose product is annotated as NADH dehydrogenase [ubiquinone] flavoprotein 1, mitochondrial. Bases 86 to 1516 code for a protein of 476 amino acids. The transcript has 8 exons. Lineage: Eukaryota; Metazoa; Arthropoda; Insecta; Lepidoptera; Lycaenidae. The record is from RefSeq and is a predicted model, not a curated record. Gene Ontology annotation, biological process: mitochondrial electron transport, NADH to ubiquinone. Gene Ontology annotation, molecular function: NAD binding; 4 iron, 4 sulfur cluster binding; NADH dehydrogenase (ubiquinone) activity.
CAGAUCAGGAUAUGGUUGAGUUGACAUUUUAUGAAAAGCAAGAGGAUCGGGUUUUUUGUUGGAAUAAAAUAGCAAAUUGUGAAAAAUGUCUGGCGCUUUGACCAGAUUUAUCCAAGGAACCAAAAGCCAGAUAGGUCUUGUUGGGCCUUUGGUAAGUGUCAACAAUGGAUCCGUUCGAUUCCAACAGACUCAAAGCACCAAGACCAAGUUUGGGCCAUUGGCAGAUGCCGACAGGAUUUUCACAAAUUUGUAUGGACGACACGAUUGGCGACUGAAAGGAGCGCUCAGUCGAGGUGACUGGUACAAGACAAAAGAGAUUCUUCUGAAGGGAACAGAUUGGAUAGUCAAUGAACUCAAAACAUCGGGGCUUCGUGGUCGUGGUGGGGCCGGAUUCCCUACUGGUAUGAAGUGGUCCUUCAUGAACAAACCAUCAGAUGGUAGACCUAAGUACCUAGUUGUCAAUGCUGACGAGGGAGAACCAGGCACUUGCAAGGACAGGGAGAUCAUGCGUCAUGACCCACACAAGCUGAUCGAGGGCUGCCUCGUCGCUGGAAAAGCUAUGGGAGCUCAGGCGGCAUACAUCUACAUCAGAGGAGAGUUCUACAAUGAAGCCAGCAACUUACAAGUGGCCAUUGCUGAGGCUUACCAAGCUGGGCUUAUUGGCAAAAACGCCUGUGGUUCAGGCUACGAUUUCGACGUUUUUGUGCACCGCGGUGCCGGUGCCUACAUCUGUGGUGAGGAGACAGCCCUCAUCGAGUCCAUUGAAGGCAAGCAGGGCAAGCCCCGCCUCAAGCCGCCUUUCCCUGCUGACGUGGGCCUGUUCGGAUGUCCCACUACUGUCAACAAUGUGGAGACUAUUGCUGUUUCUCCAACAAUCUGCCGUCGCGGCGGUAGCUGGUUCGCGUCGUUCGGUCGUCCCCGCAACAGUGGCACCAAGCUGUUCAACAUCUCCGGGCACGUCAACACGCCCUGCACCGUCGAGGAGGAGAUGAGUAUCCCGCUGAAGGAGCUCAUCGAACGCCACGCGGGCGGAGUCACCGGGGGCUGGGAUAACCUCCUGGCUAUCAUCCCUGGAGGAUCCUCUACUCCUCUUAUACCUAAAGAUGUAUGCGAGACGGUUCCCAUGGACUUCGACGGGCUCGUCGCAGCUCAGACGUCGCUAGGUACAGCGGCCAUCAUAGUGAUGGACAAGUCUACGGAUAUAGUAAAGGCGAUCGCCCGCCUCAUCAUGUUUUACAAGCACGAGUCGUGCGGACAGUGCACGCCCUGCCGCGAAGGAGUCUCGUGGAUGAACAAGAUUAUUUACAGAUUCGUGGAGGGUAACGCAUCUCCAAAGGAGAUCGACAUGUUGUGGGAAAUCUCUAAGCAGAUCGAAGGCCACACAAUCUGCGCGCUGGGCGACGGCGCGGCGUGGCCGGUGCAGGGCCUGAUCCGCCACUUCCGGCCCGAGCUCGAGCGCCGCAUGGAUGAGUACAGCCGCCAGCACGGACCCAGCAAGGCCGAGCGACUCUAUUAGAAUCGGUUGACACAUUUCAAAUCUAAGUAAAUAAAAAUGUGAAGAUAGAGUUCUGUAAACAAUUGAAAGGCGCCUCGCUGUGUACACACACACGAGUAACAACAUUACGCCUUAUUUUGAAAAUGAGAUGUGGUGUAGUAUUUUAUGUCGGUAUUAUCUAAACACACGUAACACGCUGCAUGCAUAAACUGGCCCCACUUUUUGACAGAGCUCUGUCUUUACUUUUUUAUUCGGUCAUGUGAUUUGGCGGCCAUUGUUGCCGAGAUAGAAAAUUGUACAACUUAGAAACGGCAGAGGAAGUUUGCAUUACAUCAGCUAAAUAGUGACUAACAAUAAACAUUCUGUACGGGAAAUAUUGUGUAAAUAAACAAUAAAACAUCA